Molecule: messenger RNA, 339 nt
Organism: Hemisphaericaspora subhashii
Lineage: Eukaryota; Fungi; Ascomycota; Pichiomycetes; Serinales; Debaryomycetaceae
Gene: SMD2
Product: mRNA splicing protein
Exons: 2
Coding region: 1-339 (112 amino acids)
Biological process (GO): RNA splicing; spliceosomal snRNP assembly
Cellular component (GO): U4/U6 x U5 tri-snRNP complex; U5 snRNP; U2 snRNP
Molecular function (GO): RNA binding
Source: RefSeq, a predicted model, not a curated record
AUGAGUGAAUUUAUAGAUCGUCCUCGUUCUGAAUUGACAGAAUUAGAAUUACAAAAACUUGAAGAAUUUGAAUUCACUCAUGGACCCAUGUCCUUAUUACAAAAUGCAGUUAAGAAUAAUACUCCAGUAGUAAUAUCAUGUCGUAAUAACCAUAAACUAAUUGCUAAAGUCAAGGCAUUUGAUAGGCAUUGUAAUUUGGUUUUGGAGAAUGUUAAAGAAUUAUGGACAGAAGUAAUGAAGAAUAAUAAAGGGAAGAAGAUAAAGGAGGUUUCGAAGGAGAGAUUCGUGGCAAAGAUGUUCUUAAGAGGUGACUCUGUAAUUAUUAUUGUUAAAGCAUAG